This is a messenger RNA of Podarcis raffonei (Aeolian wall lizard), 1199 nucleotides long. RefSeq names its product RNA pseudouridine synthase D4 (gene RPUSD4). The transcript is spliced from 7 exons. Gene Ontology annotation, biological process: pseudouridine synthesis. Gene Ontology annotation, molecular function: RNA binding; pseudouridine synthase activity. The record is from RefSeq and is a predicted model, not a curated record. Lineage: Eukaryota; Metazoa; Chordata; Lepidosauria; Squamata; Lacertidae. The coding region runs from base 47 to 1144 and encodes 365 amino acids.
CCCACAUCCGGGUUCCGUUUGCUUUUUUCGGACAGCCCUAAACAAGAUGGCGGCUCAGAGUGGCGCCCCUCACCGCGCUCUGCGGCUCGUUUUGAAAGCUGGCCGGAGGGCCUUUUCUCACAGCCAGGGCGCGGCCGCCCCUCUCAGCGCCCAGCAGCUGGCGGAGAAAAUACGAGCCGAGAAGCAGGAGCAGAAAAAAAAGCAGGCCGAGGUUCCUAAAGACAGAGUAUCACGGCGGGUGCAAGAACUUGCUCAGCUAACGAAGCAGUUGCAGCGGGUUCAUCCUAAUGUGUUGGCCAAGGCACUAAAAAAUGGAAUCCUCUACCAGAACAAAGAGAUUGUGGUGAUUAACAAACCUUAUGGCCUUCCUGUUCAUGGUGGCCCCAAGGUAAAAAUGUGCAUCACUGAUGUGCUGCCAGUACUGGCAAAGAUGUUGGAUGGCAUGAAAGCUGAACCCCUUCAUCUCUGUCACCGGCUGGAUAAAGAAACAACUGGAGUGAUGGUGCUUGCCCGGGAUGAGGACACCGCACACCAGAUCCAGCAGCUCUUCAAAACCCGACAGGUGGAGAAAAAAUAUUGGGCGAUCUGCAUUGGAGAACCAAAGCCAGCAGAGGGAGUGGUGGAUAUUCCCAUCAUGGAGAAGGAAGCCGAGGGCAACCAAUUGCACUAUAAAAUGACACUUGCGCCAAACUAUCGCGUGUCCUCUGAGGAUGGGAAUAUGUUCAAAGUCCGCAAGCACAGAGAUGCCAGUAUGGCAGUGACCCAGUACCGAGUGCUGAGUAGUUCCUCCUCUUGUUCCCUCCUUGAACUGCACCCAGUCACAGGAGUGAAGCACCAAAUCAGAGUCCACUUGGCCUAUGGCUUAGGCUGUCCAGUCCUUGGAGACCACAAAUACUCCCAUUGGAACAAGCUUGCUCCACAGAAGCUUCCAAAGGCUGCAUUGAAGAGGCUGGGCUUGGAACAAGUCAAAGCUCGCCACCUCCCACUUCACCUCCAUGCCUGCCAACUCACUCUGCCUGCAAAAAAUGGCAGCGAAGAAGAUAAAAUCCACUUGGUUUGCAAGCCACCUCUGUUCUUCAUUCGCUCCUUACAGCGACUGAAGCUGGAGUUCCCAGAAAUACGAAAUAGUGAACCAAAGCAAUGACAGCCUGUGUAGCUUUAUUGGAGAAACUUGAUUUCCUUGACCUCCUAGUUCCUGG